This is a messenger RNA of Aspergillus oryzae RIB40, 963 nucleotides long. RefSeq names its product putative Rho guanyl nucleotide exchange factor. Lineage: Eukaryota; Fungi; Ascomycota; Eurotiomycetes; Eurotiales; Aspergillaceae. The record is from RefSeq and is a predicted model, not a curated record. The coding region runs from base 1 to 963 and encodes 320 amino acids. The transcript is spliced from 3 exons.
AUGGGCCAUGACUUCCUCUUACAGCAUGUGCUUUACUGUUUUCUGCCCUACGAGCUUCAUAUAUUCUUACUGAAGGGAUGGUCCGUAUCCCUUCCCACUGUGGACUACCCUAUUCUAUAUAAAAUUGUUGUUUUAUCUAUCACCAUGGAAGGGCUCAAAGAAGAGGGGGCUGAAAAGCACCAUCUGGUCAUGGGAGACUUCGAAUUAGAGGCGAAACGCAGGAAUUUAACCGAUUCACAUGCGCCAGAAGAGCAUACCCCAAGCUUUCUACCGUUUAAACGUUGGGUCAAAAGCUUUAGAGCAAAAAAGAGCUACAGUCCCUGUCAGCGUCUAAGAUACGUGGAGGGCUGGUCGGAUACUACGCAGGCACACUGUGAGAAUACCAAUGCAUUGCCCUGUGGAGGAGGACAGGAUCUGCAGUGGGAAUGUCUCUCAGGUCACUCAUCCAAUCUGGAGACCAUCAAGACGAGUACCUUGAGCGUUGCCAGUCAAAGUGUAGUGAGAUCAAGGGGAACCACCCAGAGUACGAAUCGGAGUUUUGGCUCAGACCUGCGUGGGUCUAUAGAGAGCUUAAGACCAGCAUUGAGCCCUUCGAUCGAUGAGGAAGCACACAACCGCGCUGUUAAGCGGCAGUCCGCCUCGAAACUGACUGAUUGGUCAUCCCAGGUGCUUUUCCUUUUCUCCGCAAGACCGGAGAUCUACUACAAUCUCCACCAAAUUCGCGAACUACACGAAGACCUUCUGGCACGGAUCCGGAAGGUGACGCCAAUGUCUAGCCUUGCGGCGGUAGACAAUUACGAGCAGCUUACGGAGGAUGUGGAUAUUCUACGUCAAUCAGUGCCGAACUGGUCGGUUUUGGAGAAUGGUAUCGAAGCCUUGUCGAAGUCAGUAGCGUCGAUUGAGAACCAGGCCCUCGAAAAUAACAAAUCGAUGCUGUUGCAUGACCUCCUCAUAAAGGUUUGA